This is a messenger RNA of Lottia gigantea (owl limpet), 996 nucleotides long. RefSeq lists its product as hypothetical. The annotation marks the transcript as partial. The record is from RefSeq and is a predicted model, not a curated record. The transcript is spliced from 2 exons. Lineage: Eukaryota; Metazoa; Mollusca; Gastropoda; Lottiidae.
AAGCGACCGUUUGACACAAUUUCAAAUGGAAAGUUGUCAGGAUUUGCAAAGAGGCCAUUUGACACUAUCUCCAAUGGAAAAUUAUCUGGAUUCGCUAAAAGGCCAUUUGACACUAUCUCCAAUGGAAAAUUAUCUGGAUUCGCUAAAAGGCCGUUUGACGCAAUUUCUAAUGGAAAAUUAUCUGGAUUCGCUAAAAGGCCAUUUGACACUAUCUCCAAUGGAAAAUUAUCCGGAUUUGCUAAAAGGCCGUUUGACACUAUCUCCAAUGGAAAAUUAUCUGGAUUUGCUAAAAGGCCAUUUGACACAAUUUCUAAUGGAAAAUUAUCUGGAUUCGCUAAAAGGCCUUUUGACGCAAUUUCUAAUGGAAAAUUAUCUGGAUUUGCUAAAAGGCCGUUUGACACUAUCUCCAAUGGAAAAUUAUCUGCAUUUGCUAAAAGGCCGUUUGACACAAUUUCAAAUGGACGAUUAUCUGCAUUUGCUAAAAGACCGUUUGACACAAUUUCAAAUGGACGAUUAUCUGCAUUUGCUAAAAGACCCUUUGACACAAUUUCAAAUGGACGAUUAUCUGCAUUUGCAAAGAGGCCAUUUGACACAAUUUCAAAUGGACGAUUAUCUGCAUUUGCAAAGAGGCCAUUUGACACAAUUUCUAAUGGACGAUUAUCUGCAUUUGCAAAGAGGAAUUUCGAUGCAAUCGAUGGAGAGAAGAGACCCUUUGACGCAAUAUCCAAUGGGGGUUUAAGUGCAUUUGCCAAACGACCAUUCGACGCAAUAUCAAACGGAAAAUUAAGUGGAUUUGCCAAACGACCAUUCGACGCAAUAUCAAACGGGGGUUUAAGUGCAUUUGCCAAACGACCAUUCGACGCAAUAUCAAACGGAAAAUUAAGUGGAUUUGCCAAACGACCAUUCGACGCAAUAUCAAACGGAAAAUUAAGUGCAUUUGCCAAACGACCAUUUGACGCUAUAUCUAACGGAAAAUUAAGUGCAUUUGCCAAACGA